UUCUUCAAUUGCACCCGUGAAAUACAAACUUUAUUUAUGUAAAUAUUUCUUAACUUUGCAUGUAUUAAAUUGUUAUACGUAAAACAACAAUGUUCACAAGUUUGUUGAAUAAAAUAUCCUCAUGUUAAACAUACACAAGUACUCUAUAUUCACUGCCUGUAAUCUCAAUUUCAUCCAACCACAGAUCUUAUUUUUAAAAUGAAAAUCCUUCUCUUCAAAUCCACACAAGAAUCUCAACCCGACAAAUUCGAAUCGGCCCUAAUCUCAGCCACCCAUUUAAACGCCACACCACAAACCGUACCCGUGAUCACCUUCAAUUUCAUUAAUUUAGACCAACUCGGCCAAAAGCUGGAAUCUCAUGGAGAUUACACCGGUAUAAUUUUUUCAAGCCCUCGAUGCGUCUCUGCCGUGGAGAAAGCGAGCCAAUCUGAUCCUAAUCUUGUCCAAAUUUGGGGAACUAAACAAAUUUUUUGCGUGGGUCGAUCCACUGCAGAAUGUGCCUCAAAAUUGUUUAAUAACUCGCUAAAUAUCGUAACGAGUCGGGAUGAAAAUGCGGAAUCUUUGGGCCAUCAAAUUGUCCAAGAUUGUAAAAUGUCUGAAAAGAAAUCUCGCCUCCUCUACCCGUGUGGAAAUCUAAAGACUGGCACGAUUCAAAAUAUUUUAACGGCUUCAACAUCAAAUGUAGACACGGACACUGUUGUUGUGUACGAAACGGUAGAAAAUCCGCAGUUGGGACAAUUAAUGUCAAAUUUAAGUAUAGAAGAGGAUUCGCCCUUUGUAUUUUUUAGCCCAUCCGGUCUAAAUUAUGCGAUUCGUCAUGCUAAAGAAAUGAUUGUGUGUGAUCAUCGCCCCCUGAUCGCGAUUGGGGGGACGACGAAAGAUGCCCUGCUGAAAAUUGGAGGGGUAGUCGACUCAAAUGUCCUUCAGUGUGAAUCCCCUUCACCUGAAACAUUGGUUAAGUGCGUAGAGCUAAUUAUAGCGCGUAGGUAAUAUUUGAGUAAUUAAUUAAUUGUAUAAUAUUUUAUGCACAUAUUGUUUAAAGCCCUUAUUUAAUAAUUAGUUUAUCAUUUUUCACGGUCAUGGUUUUCGUAAAUUAUAUUUUUGAACGCUAAAGCCGGGUUUAGACUUCACGUUAUCGUCACGUUCUCCUCCCAAUCCGAUUUUUUGAUUGGCUAAUCAAAAAUAUCACUAAGACAAUUAAAAAUUUCGACCAAUCAAAAAAUCGGAUUGGAAGGAGAACGUGACGAUAACGUGAAGUCAAAACCCGGGGUAAUUUAGAAAAUGUAAUCCGUAAAAUUGUAUGUAAAAUUGUAAUCCGAUAAUUUUAUGGACAUAUUUACUUGCAGAAUGCUGUUUAUUCAUUAAUCUGAUUACGAUUAGAGAAAAAUCUGUAUUCAUUAUCUGCUAACAAUUGAGAAGUAUAUUAUUUUGACAUGCA
Messenger RNA from Folsomia candida, 1438 nucleotides. Its product is annotated as uroporphyrinogen-III synthase. The transcript is spliced from 2 exons. The coding region runs from base 199 to 990 and encodes 263 amino acids. Lineage: Eukaryota; Metazoa; Arthropoda; Collembola; Entomobryomorpha; Isotomidae. Gene Ontology annotation, biological process: uroporphyrinogen III biosynthetic process. The record is from RefSeq and is a predicted model, not a curated record. Gene Ontology annotation, molecular function: uroporphyrinogen-III synthase activity.